AUGAAAAGCUAAGCUGAUAAUUUGCUGAAAUAAAGAAGUCAAAGUACAAACUGCUUUACAACAGAAGAAAUUCCUUCUAAUUUGAUAAACCAACAAUAAAAAGUGACACGAUAGACUUCUGAGAAAAGAUAACCUAAAAAAUAUAAAAAACCUUUUGCAUACUUCAAAUCUAAAUUUGGCAUUGAAGGAUACAAGAGAAAUCUUGUGGCUGCUUAAAAUUAGCAAUUUGCGAAGCAAAUCCUUAAGAAUAGAUAUUUUUUCAGUAAAUUGGAUAUGAAAGUUGCUAAUGUAACAGCUAAUAAUUUAAUCAAUAAAGCUAAGAGUAUGAAAAAGAAGUUUUUGAAUCAUUUAGAGAAGAAUUUAUUUAAUGAAAAUAAGAUAAUUAGAUCUCUCUUCGAGAUACUCAAGAGCAAGCAGAGUCAUUUAUACCAAUUUCAGGUGGACAUCAAAGAAUCACUAAAAUAUAUAGAAGAUGAAAUCUAAGAACUUAAAUAGGAAAAUUCUUUCAUAAAACAGGUUAUUAAAGAGUGA
Stylonychia lemnae is the source of this 531-nucleotide messenger RNA. The record is from the annotation of a GenBank genome assembly. Lineage: Eukaryota; Ciliophora; Spirotrichea; Sporadotrichida; Oxytrichidae.